Molecule: messenger RNA, 1093 nt
Organism: Salpingoeca rosetta
Lineage: Eukaryota; Choanoflagellata; Craspedida; Salpingoecidae
Exons: 7
Coding region: 1-756 (251 amino acids)
Source: RefSeq, a predicted model, not a curated record
AUGGCGGAAGAAGAGCGGCUGUUCAAGUUCCCGAGAACGCGCCACCUGUUUGACGCUGGUGGUGACGCCGUCUCGCGUGAUGAUCUCCUCUACACAGAACAAGAGGCACAGCAACUGUUUUUGUCGGGGCGACACCGUGUGGUCGUGGAGGAAAAGGUGGAUGGCGCAAACAUCGGGUUUAGCAUCGCUGCAGAUGGCCGCAUCUUGGCCCAAAACCGAUCGCACUACGUCAACAGCAGCUCCCACCCCCAGUUCAAACAGCUCGACUCCUGGAUCUCCCAGCACAUUGGUGAGCUGUAUGACAUUCUCGAGGAGCCAAACAAGUUUGUCCUCUUUGGAGAGUGGUUGUUUGCGCAGCAUACAGUGCAAUACUCCAAGUUGCCAGACUACUUUCUUGCGUUUGAUCUCUUCGACUGCUCCACACAGCGGUUUCUGAGUCGCGCCAGCUUCCGGCACAAGCUCGGCCAAACCUCCAUCCCAACAGUCCCAACAAUUGCAGAGGUACCUCUAACUUCGCAGGACGAUGUGGUGGCGCUGCUGGACACACAGAGCCAGUUUGGAGAUGGCCCAGUGGAAGGCGUGUACCUGCGCCAGCAGCAGCAGCAGCAGCAGCAGCAGCAGCAGCAGCAGCAGCAGCAGCAGCAGCAGCUUUCGUAUCUGGCACACAGAGCAAAGGUGGUGAGACCAGACUUCAUGCAGGCCAUCACCCAUCACUGGAUGGGCAAGGAGCUCGUGAGAAACGGGCUGCAGUAUUAACAACAAUGCGACGUGAUGAUUAUGUUGACUUGCGCUGUAUUCUUGUCUGCGCUUUGCGUGUUCAUGCACACUUACCUGCAUUACAUUAUGAAUUCCUAAAGUUGUGACGGGUAGCAUUGACAUGGUGCUGGUUGUUGUCAUUGCCACUGUUGUCUUGGGGACAUGAUGUCGCCAUCACUUGUUCUUGCAUACAACCCCCCCCCCUUGGUCAGAAUGCUCAGGUGUGCCCAAACUGCAUGGUUUCCAUUUCCCCACGACACCCAACGUGAAGCAAAGGAACAUUCCAUGCAUUUCAAAAGCUUCACGAACCCUGCCAGUACACUUCACCCUGUUCCCA